AUGCCGCCGCCUCCCGACACUUGCCAAAGCUUCAGCAAAGGAAAAAUGGGGACCACUGCGUCCCAGAUGACUCAAAUGUUUUUGGUUGUGGGGAAACUGUCUUUUUUUUUCCAAAGUCUUAAACUAGACUCAUGUCCUGGACUUUGUACUUCUUUUAGUCUUCCUCAAGUAGUUCUUUACUGCAGGCUGUCUUUGCUCUUUGGUGCAGAUGUGGUGUGCAUUAAAAAAAAAAAUAAGUCAUUUAAUGUGUUUAAGGAGUUUUGUUUGGGGAACAUGUUCAUUUGCUGCUUUCAGAAGUAA
Messenger RNA from Pipistrellus nathusii (Nathusius's pipistrelle), 300 nucleotides. NCBI's taxonomy places the organism in Eukaryota, Metazoa, Chordata, Mammalia, Chiroptera, Vespertilionidae. The record is from the annotation of a GenBank genome assembly.